AUGGGGGACCGCGUCCAAUUUGAACCAUGGAGUCGCUUGGAUGGCAAAAUUGUUUUUGUCACAGGUGCAUCUUCUGGGCUUGGCAGAGAGUUUUGCCUAGACCUCGCCAAGGCCGGUUGCAAGGUCGUGGGAGCCGCCCGGAGACUCGAGCCUCUCAAGUCUCUCUGUGACGAAAUCAACCAACUAUUUCCCUCUCCAAGCACGUCAUCUCCGGUUGAGUUGGAUCCUAAUUCUACUCGAGCUGUGGCUGUUGAGCUUGAUGUCACAGCUGAUGCCUCCAACAUUGAAAUGUCAGUGAAAAGAGCUUGGAAUGCAUUUGGACACAUUGAUGCUUUGGUUAACAAUGCUGGUGUAAAAGGUUCGACAAGUUCAUCUCUGGAUCUUACUGAAAAUGAAUGGAAUUCUACCGUGAGAACAAACCUGACUGGCGCUUGGCUAGUGUCCAAGUAUGUUGGUAGGCACAUGCGUGUGGCAGGCAGAGGUGGCUGUAUUGUUAAUGUUUCAUCAAUUGCUGGGCUGAACCGCACGCAAAUGCGCGGUUCUGUUGCCUAUAGUUCUUCAAAAGCCGGCAUGGACUCCAUCACAAGGAUAAUGGCCUUGGAAUUGGGAGGGUACAAAAUCAGGGUGAACUCAAUAAGCCCUGGAAUUUUCAGGUCUCAAAUCACAGAAGAGCUUCUAACAAAGCGUUGGAUUAAUAAUGUGACAGAGAGAACAGUUCCAUUGAGAACCUUUGGCACAUCAGACCCAGCUUUGACAUCACUUGUCCGGUUCUUAAUUCAUGACUCGUCAAGCUAUGUAUCGGGCAAUCAUUUCAUUGUGGAUGCCGGAUAUUCUCUCCCAGGAGUUCCCAUUUUCUCUUCACUUUGAAUUUUUUUGUGUAUAUCAUAAUGUGGUUCUUAAAAAACUUUGAUCCUAAAGUUCAAGAAUUGCAAAGUAAUCAAAUUAGUGCUCACUGCAAGUUGAAUAAUUAAAAAUAAAAA
Molecule: messenger RNA, 980 nt
Organism: Coffea arabica (coffee)
Lineage: Eukaryota; Viridiplantae; Streptophyta; Magnoliopsida; Gentianales; Rubiaceae
Molecular function (GO): oxidoreductase activity
Source: RefSeq, a predicted model, not a curated record